GCCUCCGGCGACCGCCCCCCACCCCACAGCUGGGACCCACUUCUCCCGCCCCAGAUGUGGCGGUGACGCAGCCGCCGGAGCCCCGUGCCAUCCAUCUCGGAGUCAGAGGGGUCCAAAGUCUCGGACUCGGGAGUCUGGAAUUUCUGCACCGCUUCUUGAGAGACCUCGAAGUCCAGGCCCCCGCGACCCUACUCAAGGACCUCAGGUGCCCAGCGCCCCCUCCUGGGGGAGCCAGGAGUUUGGGACGUCAGCCCCUCAGGACCCGGGAGGCCGAGCGUCCGGCACCCGCGUUAGAAGAACUCGGGAUCCCCGAACUCACAUCCCCUCCAAGAGUUCAGAAAUCCGAGCCACGGUCCCGGGUUGGAGAAACUUGGGAUCCGGACCCCUAGCGCCCCAGCCAGUCUGUUUGGGGCUGCGGCAAGCACCACUUCAAGGGGACCCAGGAAUUCUGGACCCCUUGCGCUCCGCCUCGAGGUUGCUGCUGCAGUGCUGCUGAGCCAUGCCUGAGGGAGCCCGCGGACUGAGCCUGUCCAAACCCGGCCGUGGCCCCAGCCCCAGCCCCGGGUGCAGUCACAGAGGUCAAGCCUGUGAGUGCCCAGCUGUGGGUGAGACUCCGACAGCCCCUGCAGCCCCCGCCAUGGCUUCCCCUCGAGGUUCUGGGAGUUCCACAUCCCUGAGCACUGUGGGCUCUGAGGGAGACCUGGCUCCAGGGCCCAGCCCAGCCUGCUCAGCCUCCAGGCCAGAGCCCCUGCCAGGUCCCCCCAUUCGCCUGCAUCUGUCACCCGUUGAGGUCUCUGGUUCGGCAAAACCCUCGAGGCUGGAGCGUGUGGCCCGUGAGAUUGUGGAGACAGAGCGGGCCUAUGUCCGGGACUUACGCAGUAUCGUGGAGGACUACCUAGGUCCCCUGCUGGAUGGCGGGGUCCUGGGGCUGAGCGUGGAGCAGGUGGGCACCCUGUUUGCCAACAUUGAGGACAUCUAUGAGUUCAGCAGUGAGCUCCUGGAGGACUUGGAGGGCAGCCGCAGCGCAGGGGAUAUUGCUGAGUGCUUCGUGCAGAGGAGUGAAGACUUUGACAUCUACACGUUGUACUGCAUGAACUACCCCAGCUCCCUGGCCCUGCUCCGGGAGCUCUCGCUGUCUCCACCAGCGUCCCUGUGGCUGCAGGAGCGCCAGGCCCAGCUUCGUCACUCACUGCCCCUGCAGAGCUUCCUGCUGAAGCCCGUUCAGCGCAUCCUCAAGUACCAUCUGCUGUUACAGGAGCUAGGCAAGCACUGGGCAGAGGGCCCUGGUGCCGGAGGCCGAGAGAUGGUAGAGGAAGCUAUUGUGUCCAUGACAGCGGUCGCCUGGUACAUCAAUGACAUGAAGCGCAAGCAGGAGCACGCAGCGCGCCUCCAGGAAGUGCAGCGGCGGCUGGGCGGCUGGACUGGCCCGGAGCUCAGUGCUUUCGGGGAGCUGGUGCUGGAGGGCGCCUUCCGAGGUGGUGGAGGGGGUGGCCCCCGGCUGCGAGGGGGUGAGCGGCUGCUCUUCCUGUUCUCACGGAUGCUGCUUGUGGCCAAGCGCCGGGGGCCAGAAUACAUCUACAAGGGCCACAUCUUCUGCUGCAACCUGAGUGUGAGUGAGAGUUCUCGAGACCCUCUAGGGUUCAAGGUGUCCGAUCUGACCAUUCCCAAGCACAGRCACCUGCUCCAGGCUAAGAACCAAGAAGAGAAGAGGCUGUGGAUUCACUGUCUCCAGCGCCUCUUCUUUGAGAACCACCCUGCCUCCAUUCCUGCCAAGGCAAAACAAGUUCUCCUGGAGAACAGCCUGCACAGUGCUCUGAAAAGUAAGACUGUCCCAGAGCCUCUUACACCCCCCCUCGGGUCUCCCCAACCUCGGGAUGCUGGAAAUUUCACCCCUGGCCGAAGGAAUACAGCUCCAUCCCCAGGGCUCUCUGCUGCUCGUCGUGGCCGCAGGCAGUCUGAGCCAAUGAAGGACCCGUAUGUCAUGUUUCCACAGAACGAUAAGCCUGGAUUCAAGCAUGCUGGCAGCGAAGGGGAGCUGUAUCCCCCCUCAGAAUCGCAGCCAACAGUCCCAGCUUCUGGACCCCCUGAAGACCUGGAGGAUGCUGGGCCCCCUUCACUGGACCCCUCUGGAACCUCAAUCACUGAAGAAAUCUUGGAACUGCUAAACCAGAGAGGCCUCCGGGAUCCUGGGCCAGCAAUCCACGACAGUCCCAAGUUCCCCAGAGACUCCCAGGUGCCAGGCGACAGCAAACCGCUCACAUUCCAAGCCCUGCCCAGCCGGGACUCUUCAGAAGAGGAGGAGGAAGAGGAAGAGCUGGAGAUGGAUGAACGGGAACCUUCUCCACUCCACGUCUUAGAGGGGCUUGAAAGUCCCAGUGCAGCUGAAAUUCCCGACAUUCCCAGUCUUACUAAGAUUCCUGACAUACCUAGCCUCCCCGAAAUUCCCGAAGUUCCCUGCCUUCCUGGUCUCUCUGACAUUCCCAGUGUUUUUGAAAUGCCCUGCCUUCCAUCCAUUCCCAGUGUGCCUGACGUUCCCAGUCUCCCCAGCGCUCCUGCUCCCUGUGACUCCUGGCUCCCAUGCCCUCUGCAGGAGCCGGCCGAGGCCUUAGCCCUCAGGAGAGAACUAUUCCCUAGAAGCAACCCUGGGGAGCUGGGAGAGCCUCCCUCGGAAAGCAGGGCAGGACAGGAGCAGGAAGGAGAAGGGAUAUCAUUCCCAGAUUUCCAGCCCCAGGAUGUCACCCAAGCUCAGGGAUUCCCAGAUGAGCUGGAAUUUCGCUCUUGCUCAGAAAUCCGAAGUGCAUGGCAGGCAUUGGAGCAGGGGCAGCUGGCCCGGCCAGGCUUUCCAGAGCCACUGCUGAUCCUGGAGGAUUCGGAUCUAGGUGGAGGCAGCAGGAGUGGGAAGGCAGGAGCCCCGCACUCAGAGCGGGCAGCAUCCCGAGUACGAGAGCUGGCCCGGCUUUACAGCGAGCGGAUCCAGCAGAUGCAGCGGGCUGAGACGCGGGCAUCAGCCAAUGCCCCUCGCCGCCGGCCUCGGGUCCUGGCCCAACCCCAUCCAUCCCCAUGCCUGCUCCAGGAGCAGGUCGAGCCAGGGCCCCGGCCUGCCUUUGGACAUGUGCUGGUAUGUGAACUGGCCUUCCCACUGACGUGUGCCCAGGAAUCUGUCCCCCUGGGCCCUGCUGCCAGGGUUCAGGUGGCCGCACCUUUAUCUAGCCUGGGAGGCCACCUGGAUGGCCAGAGUCUAAAUGUUUCAGAUUUGCCUGAGCAAGGCCAUCUGGGCAUUCAUGCUCCCACUGUUGCCCCUUUACUUGGGCAAGGAAGCCUCCAGAAUGUCCCCGCUCCAGCUGCAUCACCUUUGCCAAAGCAAGAAGGCCCUCUAGCCAUCCAGGCCCCAGCUGUUCCAGCUGUGUCUGAUGAAGGCCACCUGGAAAUCCAAGUUCCAGCUACCACUUCUUUGCCUGCACAGAGAAACCAUGUGGAUACUCAGGUUCCUUCCGCCACCUGCCUUCCUAAGCAAGGGCGCCAUGUGAACGUCCAGAUUCCAACCAGCACRGCAUGGCCCCAGCACAGAAGUUGCUCUGAUGUCAUGGUUUUAGCCAGCAGCCCUUUGCCCAGGCAAGAAGGCCACCUGGAUAGCCAGAACCCCACCAGCAUCCUCAGAACUGAACAGGGAGGUGCCAGGGCUGAUCAGGGCUCAGCCAGUGUCUGUGUCCAAGCUGUCAACCUUUUGCUGACACAUGAGAACAGCUUGGACCAUCAGAUUCCAGCCAACACGCCACUUGCUUCGUCACGUCACCUCCCAGACACUCAGGUUCCAGGUACCUCACCUUUACCUGCACAUGGAGGCCCCCUGGACCAUCCGCUUCCUGCCAGUGCUCCACUGUCUUUCCUCCAAGAACCCCCAGACAUUCAGGUUCCAGCUGCACCCCCCUCGCCCCAGCCACAAGACCUCUCGGACACCGGGGACACCGGGAACCAGGCCCUCCCCCCUUCGCUCAAGCAGGCAGGCCUUGGGGACGCCCAGGCUCCAGCUGCUUCCCCRCUGCUUCCAGAGCACAGCCUUGUGGACACACAGGCCCCCAAACUCACUCCUUUGUUGGGGCAGCAGAACCCCCUGAACAUCCCUGUUCUGGCUCCCACGCCUUUACCUGAGCAAGGAAGCUCUCGGGACGUUCAGAGCCUGGUGCCCACCCUGGUUCAGACCACCAUGGUUUUAUCCAAACCAGGAGGCCCUUCCAUGUCUCUGGAUGCCAGGUCAGAGUCUUCAGACUGCACCCCUCCCCACAGUCCCCCGCGCCCCACACGGCAGCUCCUGGGCCCCAAUGCAGCUGCCCUCUCAAGAUACCUGGCCGCCUCAUACAUCAGCCAGAGUCUGGCUCGGCGGCAGGGGCCUGGAGGAGAGGCCCCUGCAGGCACCCGGGGUCCCUGGUCUUCCUCUGCCCCCACUUCCAGGGCACCUUCGCCGCCACCCCAGCCCCAGCCCCCACCGCCCCCAGCCAGGCGGCUCAGUUAUGCCACCACUGUCAGCAUCCAGGUGGGGGGUGGGGGGCGGCUGCGGCCAGCCAAGGCCCAGGUCAGGUUGAACCACCCUGCUCUGCUGGCCCCCACCCAGGAGCCUGUGGGCCUUCGAAGGGCCCAGGGGACUCCUGAUGCCCCUUUCCACACAUGAGCCAUAUCAGGCCACCUAAAAGGCGUUUGACCAGAUGCCAUGUGCUCUCAGGAUCCCACCUGGAAGUUCCGACACAGGUCUACAAAUGGCUUCAGCUGCAUACCUGGGAUCUGCUUUCAUAAACGUCCCUUGCCUUGCUACAGCAGGGGUAGGGAAGAAGAUGUCAUUAAUAUUUUGUUAAUUAACAUGAAAUUAUGUGUGUUUUCCGGUUUGGGAGGUGGUGGGGGAUAAUAGGACCUGAUGAAUGGGAAGUGACACACAAGCCCGUGACUGGCGUACCUCUUCCAAUUCAUGAGCCUACCUGUGGGACCUGCUUAUCCAGCUAUUUCUACCCUCCUCAUCCUUGCACCCAACCAUCACCCAACCCAUGUCGCAUUCCAUUCCUCCCCCAGGCCACCUGCCAUCUCCCCUCCAUCCUAACAACAUCCAUCCAUCCACAUUUCCACCCUGACUCCAUACACCUCGCUCAGCCAUCUCCAGAUCCGUCAGCUGACCCAUCUGUUCCUCCCUAAUUGGGUUCUUCUGGGUCUUUGUACCACAAAACUUCAGAGAUAUGCCAGAACCAGGGCAGAUAAGGUUUGGGCCCUAGCAAAAGUGUCCCACAUCUGUUUGGUUUCUCUUAGCAACAAUCCUCCCCAGUAUGAAUAUCCCAAUUCUUUUGCUCCCCCUCACUUGGGACCUCCGCAGUUCUUCAACAGGCCCAUGUGGGAGGAGGCUCCCACAAAGUAAUUCAGAUUGUGGAAACAGAAGGCUUUUUAUGGUGGAGCCCUUCUCCCCCUCCUUCCUACAGUGGUAUGCCCGGUGAGAAGCCUAAUCUACACAGCUUGUUUGAUGAGAAUACCAGCUUUCAUCAAACACAUCUUGUGCUUCAGCAUGUUGUGUUUUUCUGUGGAAUUCUGAGGCACCCGUGUCAUGACUGUAAAUUCAGGCCCUAUAUUUAUUUACUUGGUGUGUGCCCUUCCUCUCUGAGCCUGUUCUCAUGUACAAAACGACUCAGGAAAGACCCUA
Molecule: messenger RNA, 5674 nt
Organism: Urocitellus parryii (Arctic ground squirrel)
Lineage: Eukaryota; Metazoa; Chordata; Mammalia; Rodentia; Sciuridae
Gene: Plekhg2
Product: pleckstrin homology and RhoGEF domain containing G2
Biological process (GO): regulation of actin filament polymerization
Molecular function (GO): small GTPase binding; guanyl-nucleotide exchange factor activity
Source: RefSeq, a predicted model, not a curated record